AUGGGCAUAACAUGGGCACAUUAUACUCGGGUCACUCUUAGGAGCAGUCACACCAAACAGUACACAGUAACAUGGGCACACUAUACUCGGGUCACUCUUAGGAGCAGUCACACCAAACAGUACACAGUAACAUGGGCACACUAUACUCAGGUCACUCUUAGGAGCAGUCACACCAAACAAUACACAGUAACAUGGGCACAUUAUACUCGGGUCACUCUUAGGAGCAGUCACACCAAACAAUACACAGUAACAUGGGCACACUAUACUCAGGUCACUCUUAGGAGCAGUCACACCAAACAAUACACAGUAACAUGGGCACAUUAUACUCGGGUCACUCUUAGGAGCAGUCACACCAAACAAUACACAGUAACAUGGGCACACUAUACUCAGGUCACUCAUAGGAGCAGUCACACCAAACAAUACACAGUAACAUGGGCACAUUAUACUCGGGUCACUCUUAGGAGCAGUCACACCAAACAAUACACAGUAACAUGGGCACAUUAUACUCAGGUCACUCUUAGAAGCAGUCACACCAAACAAUACACAGUAACAUGGGCACACUAUACUCAGGUCACUCUUAGGAGCAGUCACACCAAACAAUACACAGUAACAUGGGCACACUAUACUCAGGUCACUCUUAGAAGCAGUCACACCAAACAAUACACAGUAACAUGGGCACACUAUACUCAGGUCACUCUUAGGAGCAGUCACACCAAACAAUACACAGUAACAUGGGCACAUUAUACUCAGGUCACUCUUAGAAGCAGUCACACCAAACAAUACACAGUAACAUGGGCACACUAUACUCAGGUCACUCUUAGAAGCAGUCACACCAAACAAUACACAGUAACAUGGGCACAUUAUACUCAGGUCACUCUUAGGAGCAUCACACCAAACAAUACAAUACUUAGGUCACUCUUAGAAGCAGUCACACCAAACAAUACACAGUAACAUGGGCACAUUAUACUCAGGUCACUCUUAGGAGCAGUCACACCAAACAGUACACAGUAACAUGGGCACACUAUACUCAGGUCACUCUUAGAAGCAGUCAUACCAAACAAUACACAGUAACAUGGGCACACUAUACUCAGGUCACUCUUAGGAGCAGUCACACAAAACAAUACACACAUUGCACACUAUGGUCACUCUAGGACAUAGCAUUAUUAUAAGACAAAAGGUGUUAAAUCCCUAUUCCUUAAAAUAUGUGCAUUGAAAAUGUCAGAAUUGAACAGCCAGUUUCUGUAAAAUCACAAUAAUAGGUAGUUUUAGAAUCUCACCAGCAGGUACGAGAUUACAUCAUUCAAAGGCUUUCGCAUGCACCAUGUCCUCACCCUUGCUGAAUAUCAGAAUUGAGAACCUUGCCACCUUCAUUCUGCCAUUCUCCUAAAUCGUAGUCGAUGUGCAUGUGAGUGACGUCAUAUCGGUCUAUUUCUGAUUCGUCUAAUGCCAAUCCGUACAAUUGCCAAAUCGUCACAUUCAUUUCGUCUACCAUCAGUUCGUCUACUAUCCACAUGGUCUAAUUACCGAUUCAUCCACUCACCAUAUCAUCUAAUAACCACUUGGUCCAAUAGCCAUUUAGUCCAUAUACCACUUGGUCUAAUUGGACUGAGUGUUCAUUGUGCAAAAUGAGUGAAAAAUAAAAUAAAGUGGAUCUAUUUUUAAUAGACCAACUGGUUAAGAGACGAAAUGGUCAUAAA
Messenger RNA from Lytechinus variegatus (green sea urchin), 1697 nucleotides. RefSeq lists its product as uncharacterized. The record is from RefSeq and is a predicted model, not a curated record. Bases 1 to 951 code for a protein of 316 amino acids. The transcript is spliced from 4 exons. NCBI's taxonomy places the organism in Eukaryota, Metazoa, Echinodermata, Echinoidea, Temnopleuroida, Toxopneustidae.